AACCUUGAAGGGGCGUGUCUAAAAUUGAGCCAGAUCGUCACUCUCCCAUAUAAACCGGACCUCAAUCUGCAACUGGUCAUCGACAGGAUCACUCAGCAAUCAUGAAGUGUCUGGUCUUUGUUCUGCUCAUCGGAGCUGCUUUCGCCACGGAGGACGACAAGAUCGUCGGAGGGUAUGAGUGCAAGCCCUACUCCCAGCCCCAUCAGGUGUCUCUGAACUCCGGCUACCACUUCUGCGGAGGCUCCCUCGUCAACGAGAACUGGGUGGUGUCUGCUGCUCACUGCUACAAGUCCCGCGUGGAGGUGCGUCUCGGAGAGCACAACAUCAAGGUCACCGAGGGAAAGGAGCAGUUCAUCAGGUCCUCCCGCGUCAUCCGCCACCCCAACUACAGCUCUUACAACAUCGACAAUGACAUCAUGCUGAUCAAGCUCAGCAAGCCCGCCACCCUCAACCAAUUUGUUCAGCCCGUGGCCCUGCCCACCAGCUGCGCCCCCGCCGGCACCAUGUGCAAAGUCUCCGGAUGGGGCAACACCAUGAGCUCCACCGCUGACAGGAACAAACUGCAGUGCCUGGACAUCCCUAUCCUGUCCGAGAGGGACUGUGAGAACUCCUACCCCGGCAUGAUCACCGAUGCCAUGUUCUGCGCCGGAUAUCUGGAGGGUGGCAAGGACUCCUGCCAGGGCGACUCUGGUGGCCCCGUGGUGUGCAAUGGCGAGUUGCAGGGUGUUGUGUCCUGGGGAUACGGAUGUGCUGAGAGGGACCACCCUGGUGUCUACGCCAAGGUCUGCAUUUUCAACGACUGGCUUGAGCGCACCAUGUCCAGCUAUUAAGAACCCGAUCCUUCGAUCCAUAAGCCAUGCCUCAUUAACACCUUUGUACCCCCUGGAGAACUGUUGUAGAACUUCUGUCAGCAACUUUCCAUUUGUACAAAUAAAAGGCAAAUAAAUAUGA
This is a messenger RNA of Doryrhamphus excisus (bluestripe pipefish), 951 nucleotides long. RefSeq names its product trypsin-2-like. Gene Ontology annotation, biological process: proteolysis. Gene Ontology annotation, molecular function: serine-type endopeptidase activity. Lineage: Eukaryota; Metazoa; Chordata; Actinopteri; Syngnathiformes; Syngnathidae. The record is from RefSeq and is a predicted model, not a curated record.